AUGGGUGGCGUGAGAGAGAUUCUCAACCAAUCACGCCGGACUGGAGAUCUCAAUCUCUCUCACUAUUUUUGGGGUUUGGCAGUUGGAGACGAGGCGGACGAUUUAUUAAUUCAAGAGAAUGCCAAGAUCGAAGAAGGAGAAUCAAGAUUUUCAACACUUUGUCUCUUCUCACGUUCUGCCCUUCUCGUUCUUUUCUUUCCUUCUCGUUCUUGUCCGCCCCAACUCGAUCUUGUCGUUGUCGAUCAUCAUCGACCUCCGGUCGCCGCCGAUCAUCCAGAGUUGUCGCCGAUCGUCCACCAAGCCGACCAACGACCUCUCUGCAAAUCUCCUUUCUCCCUCUCCGACCAGAUAAUGGACAAAAACCUCACCACUGUUGUUGAUUGUGAAACAACUUUAAAAAUGAAAAAACCAAAAUUCGGAUGGGAUAAUCGUAGCUUCAUGGCGUUUGUUGAUUCAUGUGUAACUAAGAACGCACAUUUGAGCGUAUUUGAUGAGAAAUAUGCUCUUUUGUUUCGGGAUUCCGUUGUCGUUGGAGAUCAGACUAUGACUCCAUUACAGUUUCAAAACAAUAGCAAUCCGAACGGAGAAAAUGUGGAGGGCAAAGGAGAUAGUGAUGAUAUAAAUUUAGAUGAUGAUGUUGAGCCGCUUUUUCCUAGUUUCCAUGAAAGUAGUUCGACUAAGAAGAGAAGCUCUAAGCUUGCUUCCAACAACCGUUCAACCAAGAGUAAAAGUUCAGUUUUUGAAGAAAAAGUAGAUGCUUUAUUGGAUGCCAUAUCAACAAAAAGCACACAAACUUAUCCACAAAAUAAUCCUUCUCCAACAAUAGCAGAAUGCAUGGCCAUUGUUACCAAGUUUCCCGAUUUUCAUGAAGGGUCCAACGAAUUUUCACAAGCAUUGUUUGUGUUCACCAAAAAGCAAAACUGUGAAGCUUUUAUGUUUCCAACGACUGACGAAGCCAAGAUGGGGUUGUCUCUUAAUCACUCGACAUCACAAUCAAGUUCUAGCAGUCUUAUGUCUGCUACUUGUGAUACAUAUAAUUUAAGUGGUCAGGAACUGAGAUAUCAACACUGCAGUGCAUGGGUGUCAUUGCACUUCACAAUGGAAACAUAUAGUUCAACAUAUGCGGAGGUUGUGUUUCCUGUGCCAGUUCCAGCUGAAUACAAAGAACUAGAUGAAGUCAUGAUUGUUUUACCACCAUUAAUGGACAAACGACAAGCCGUACGACCUAAAAACCAUAACCGUAUCACAUCCCAAUGUGAAGGUCCGAUUCAAAAAAAAAUGUAG
Molecule: messenger RNA, 1284 nt
Organism: Lactuca saligna
Lineage: Eukaryota; Viridiplantae; Streptophyta; Magnoliopsida; Asterales; Asteraceae
Source: the annotation of a GenBank genome assembly